AGCAAGCCAUGUAGGGUUGUUUUUCUUCUGAUAGGAGAGUGGGUGGGGGGCAGCAGUCCACUCCUACCACGGUCGGUGGCUCCAUCUGCGUUUAAAACUAGAAUCUACGGAGACGAAGCGAGCUGUUUCCAAUUCGGGUUGUCAGCAUCAGAGAGCCUCCUGUGUUUAAAGUGCCUGUGCUUGUGCAGAUGAGACCAGAUUUAGCCUUCACUUGACGCCGAGUCCUGCAACACAACCGCACUCCCAUUCUUCUACCCUUCUUAUCAUUUAACGAGACUUUAUUAAGCUAAAGGAUUUGCUUAAAACGGAGAAAAGUCAAACAGAUCACCCGUUUGUCUUUUCUGCUUGUUCCACGCGUUUUUAUAAUGCGGAGCGCACUUUGAAAUCUAUUCUGCUACAGGUGCAUGAUAUUUUUUAACAAUGCAUGUGGAAUCCAGUUAAAUGUUAGCAACUUUUGGAUGUGUUUUCUGGGACGUUAAUCGACGAGAAUUUCCCAGUUUUCUUUCUGAUGUAUGCUGGAUUCUGAAAAAAAAAAACCCAAAUUGAAGGAUCUUUAUAGCUAAGGUUUGAUGUCACAUUUAAGGUAAACAUUUGAAUGAGACAAAACAAAAUGGAGCUUGGAACUUCUUCAGUCGCCAAUGUGACAGAUCCCUGGAUUUACUCCGGUUUUUUCAUUGGAAAUGACUCCUCAGCAGUCUCCACUAUUGCAUCUACCAAGGUCGCUGACCUUAUCUUUGACAAGACCAGCAGCGUGGUCAUCACCUUCUUGUAUUUUGUGGUGUGCGCUGUGGGACUGUGUGGAAACACAUUAGUCAUCUAUGUGAUCCUGCGUUAUGCCAAGAUGAAAACUGUCACCAAUAUUUACAUCCUGAACUUGGCCAUCGCAGAUGAACUGUUCAUGCUUGGACUACCCUUUAUCGCAAUACAGUUGGCCCUAGUCAACUGGCCUUUUGGACAAGCCCUUUGCCGGGUAGUAAUGACCGUUGAUGGACUGAACCAGUUCACGAGCAUCUUCUGCCUGACGGUGAUGAGCAUUGACAGGUACCUGGCUGUAGUCCACCCCAUCAAGUCCACCAAAUGGAGGAAACCAAGAAUGGCCAAGAUGACCAAUGGGGCGGUAUGGGCUCUCUCGCUGUUGGUCAACCUGCCCAUCAUAAUCUACAGUGGUGAGAGGAGAAGUCACAGGGGGAACAGUUGCACCAUCAUCUGGCCAGACCCUCCAGAGGCAUAUUACACAGGGUUCAUGUUCUACACCUUCUUACUAGGAUUCUUCAUUCCUCUAACGGUCAUCUGCCUUUGCUACCUGCUGAUAAUCAUCAAGGUGAAGUCCUCCGGGAUCCGAGUGGGCUCUUCCAAAAGGAAGAAGUCAGAAAGGAAGGUGACCAGGAUGAUCUCCAUCGUGGUGGCAGUGUUCGUCUUCUGUUGGCUGCCCUUCUACAUUUUCAAUGUCACGUCCGUGACAGGCACUAUCACCACCAGCCCUGCCUUGAAGAGCAUGUUUGACUUUGUGGUGGUCCUGAGCUAUGCCAACAGCUGUGCCAAUCCCAUCCUGUACGCUUUCCUGUCUGAGAACUUCAAGAAGAGCUUUCAGAACGUGCUGUGCCUGAAGAGGGUUGGGGGACUGGACGAUAUAGACAGGAGCGACAGCAGACAGGACAAGACCAGGAUGAUGAAUGAAGCUACGGAGACCCAAAGCACACUGCUAAAUGGGGAUCUCCAGACCAGCAUUUGAAACAGAUUUGAAAGAUGUGUUUCAGUCCAAAUCAAGAAGUCUUUACCCCUUCAUCUAUGGAGAUAUCUAUUUCCAUUACCUCCACUGAGUGCCCCUGCAUCAUGGAUGAUCUGUUUCUGAUAUUGCAAUAUACUGACCCAUUUAAAAUCACUUCAACUAGUGAAAACCUGCACGAAUCUGGACAAAACUUGGUGUGCUACAUGCCAUUUUGUUGUUGUUGUUUGGUCUUUGACUGGCAAUUACGUAGAUAUAGUUAAAGUUUUAAAGACAGAAUUCUUGAGAAUUUUAAGUUAUUGUACAGUAUUUUAACUUAUUUAUAAGAAACUUUAUAAUUUAUUGGCCUAGUUUCCUCAGAUGUAGUAUAGACAGACCAAAAAUAAUCAUCCCCAGUGACCUGCUUACUGUAUAUUAAAAACCCUAUGUGACAGUAUUUGGAAAUUCAAGAUUGGACUUUUUCUGCACUCUUCAGAAAUGUGAAAACAUGAACAUAUUCUCAGAAAGGAUUUAAAACAAGAGAUAUAGAAAAUGCUGCUUCCAAUAAAAGUUCUCAGAGUACCAACGCAAUGUUUUUAAAAGCCAUUUUUGGUUAUAGCUUAUUUUCU
This is a messenger RNA of Acipenser ruthenus (sterlet), 2334 nucleotides long. Its product is annotated as somatostatin receptor type 2-like. Lineage: Eukaryota; Metazoa; Chordata; Actinopteri; Acipenseriformes; Acipenseridae. Gene Ontology annotation, biological process: cellular response to glucocorticoid stimulus; neuropeptide signaling pathway; cellular response to estradiol stimulus. Gene Ontology annotation, molecular function: neuropeptide binding; somatostatin receptor activity. The record is from RefSeq and is a predicted model, not a curated record. Gene Ontology annotation, cellular component: neuron projection; membrane. The transcript has 2 exons. The coding region runs from base 596 to 1732 and encodes 378 amino acids.